GCAUUGGCGUGGAGGAAGAGAAGCAUGGUCCAAUACUUGCUGUAAACACAAACUGUUAUGAUUUGGACAAUUACUAUAUGAGCGAUAACCCAUAUGACCUUCUUAAAUUUUCUCUUCUUUUGAUUCUACCUACUUUUCUGAUUUAGCCCUAAAUUUAUUAAAGUCUUCCCAUGCAUUUUUGACACUUGACAACUCUUUAUUACCUUCACUUGCUAUCUUUUAUUACUCUCAACUGUCCACUAUACUUAUUCCACUAUUAUAUAAGGCACCCUUUUGCAUGCAAUCUACAGCAUCAUAACAAGUUUUUCCCACUGAAAAACCGAGACAAAGAGUUGAAAGGUAAGUGUAAGAUGGCUAAGUGGAGUGGAGUUUUUGUGUUUGUUGUACUUCUUGUAGUGCAUGCAAGUGCAGCACGUACGGUUCCAAAUGGGGGUGAUGAUGAAAAAAAGGGUGUGGUGCAUGCAAGUGUUGCGCCACAUGCAGAGAAUUUAACUGGUAAGGGUGUUGAUGAAAAGAAGAACUUUAUAGGUGGUGGAUUUGUGGGUGGGGCUGCUGGGAUUGGUGGGUUUGUUGGUGGAAUUGGGAAGGCUGGUGUAAUAGGUGGUGGAAUUGGAGGUGGAAUUGUAAAAGGUGGUGCGAUUGGCGGUGGGAUAGGCGGAAUAGGUGGUGGAAUUGGGAAGGUUGGUGGAAUAGGUGGUGGCAUUGGAGGCGGAAUUGUAAAAGGUGGUGCGAUUGGUGGUGGCAUUGGAGGCGGAAUUGCAAAAGGUGGUGCGAUUGGUGGUGGGAUAGGCGGAAUAGGUGGUGGAAUUGGAAAGGCUGGUGGGUUAGGUGGUGGAAUAGGAAAAGUGGGUGGAAUUGGUGGUGGAGCUGGAAUUGGUGGUUUCCAUGGUGUUGGUGCCGGAGCUGGAAUUGGUGGUUUCCAUGGUGUUGGUGCCGGAGCUGGAAUAGGUGGUUUCCAUGGUGUUGGUGGUGGCAUUGGGAAAGCUGGUGGGCUUGGUGGUGGCAUUGGGAAAGUUGGUGGGAUUGGUGGUGGAGCUGGAAUCGGUGCCUUCCAUGGGAUUGGUGGUGGAGCUGGAGUUCUCGGUGGUCAUCAUGGCAUUGGUGGCGGAGUUGGUGGGUUAGGUGGUGCUGGUGGUGGUGUUGGAGGUUUGGGUGGUGCUGGUGGCGGUGUUGGAGGUUUGGGUGGGACUGGAGGAGCGGGAGGCUUAGGCGGCGGUCCUGGAGGCUUGAGUGGUGGCACUGGUAUCGGAAGUUUGGGUGGGCCUGGAGGAAUUGGAAGUUUGGGUGAGCCUGGAGGAGUUGGAGGCCAAGAUGGGACCGGUGGUCCGGGAGGCUUAGGUGGUGGAAGUGGUGGCUUGGGUGGUGGUUCUAGUAGUACGACUGGAGGAGAUGGAGGACAAGGAGGUGGUAGUGGUGGUUUGGGCGGUGGUGCUAGUAGUCCUUAAUUAGAUUCAUUUUGAUGAUUUGCAUGCAUGUGGUUGUUGUUGAUUUAUUGUGCUGCCAAUUCAAUAUUGCUUUUAGGAUAGAUAGUCUUAGGUUUCUUUUACCAGCCUCGUAUGUUGUUUGUCUUGUCGGGUCAAUUUAGAGUUUGAAGUUUUUUUUUUGUCAACCAUGCAUGGGUGAUCAAUUUAAUGUUAUUCCUUGUUUGUAAGCAAAAGCUCUUUUUGGAGCUAUAUCUUUCAAGUUCAUAUUGGACUAUUUUGUCGGCAACCUUAAUUAAACUACAUUUUAUUUA
Vicia villosa (hairy vetch) is the source of this 1735-nucleotide messenger RNA. Its product is annotated as glycine-rich cell wall structural protein-like. The record is from RefSeq and is a predicted model, not a curated record. Bases 351 to 1445 code for a protein of 364 amino acids. Lineage: Eukaryota; Viridiplantae; Streptophyta; Magnoliopsida; Fabales; Fabaceae. The transcript has a single exon.